GUCGAGUUGUCGGCUGCCAAGACUCAAAAGUUGUCAAGCUGUUCUUUCGGACCUUGCCUUGUUCGGCAGGGCACAUGCAGGCCACCUUUACAGUUGACAGUUGCACACAGACCUCGACCUCGCAACGACUCGGCCAAAACCUUGCCUUUGUACCUCGCGACACGGUGCCAGCCCCGACACUUUCAGACCGCGCUCCUCCUCACUCUUUAGGGAAUAAGGGAAUACUCCAGAAACACCAUGUUCGACAUCGAUUGGCGGGGGCUGCUGUUGCCCCUGGCAUACCUGGGAGUGCUGGUCGGCACUUUCGUGACAUUCUCGCGAGUCUACCGCAAGAGGAAAGCGUUCGAGAGCGCUAACCUUGCUCCGUGGUUCGGGCCGCAUCUCCAACGCAACAUCUACCUGUCGCUGCUGCAUAUGGAACCCGAGGAGGGGUCCGAGAAGGCGCCCAAGGUCCCCGACAGCGUGAUCCGGGCCGCGCUCCUCAGGCGCGCCGUUGAGGACAUCCACCGCAUCAUCCAAAUCCGUACCGCCAAGCAAGCCUGCAGCUCAUUGCUGCAACGGGGGAGCGUCGGCGAUGACCUGUGGCAACGGUUCCAACGCGCCGAGAAGGAGAUGGAGGAGGAGCUACGGGAUGUUGUGAUGGAGGCCAACGCGCUCGUCCCGAAUUGGGGCCAAAUAAUCUUCCAGUCCGCCAACGAGAUCGCGGCCAACAAGGCGCUGCGGGACCGGAUUGACGAGAUCGAGGCACAGACGGAGAACGACAAGGAGUGGUGGGAGAAGCGGCGGACCAACAUCAAGACCGAGUUCAUGAAGGAGCUGGAGGCGGAGGAGGAGGGGUCGGAGAAGGGCCAGACCAAGGCCAGCUUGGCCGGCAGCGAGGACGAGCCCGUUCUGGUGGAGACAGACACCCCGUCAGCCACCCCAUCAGGGGCUUCCAAGAAGAAGGGCGGUAAGAAAUAGAGUUCUGCGGGGGGCCACCGGAAGGGGCGAAAGCGAGUGCGCGCUCGGGCGUAGCGUUGUAUAGUAAAAGGGGUAGUAGGGUGCCUGGGCCGUCGACAGCAUCGUGUAUGGCGUUGGGUGGGACAUAGGGUUUUGCCUUGGGUUGUUUUUAUUCAGUGGUUGAACGAUGGCAGUUGUUUUGUUGGUGUGCCUACCUAUUUUAAAGAGAUGGUUGGGUAGGGUGUCUGUUUACUUUAAUGAGCAUGCCCCAAGUAUAUAUGAUGCUCAUCCCGGCCUGUCAAUUACAUUCACGAUCUGACUAUCGAGGCCCAACCAAGGCAAUUAACUUGUCAAACCGCGUC
Molecule: messenger RNA, 1301 nt
Organism: Chaetomium fimeti
Lineage: Eukaryota; Fungi; Ascomycota; Sordariomycetes; Sordariales; Chaetomiaceae
Product: Pre protein translocase subunit Sec66-domain-containing protein
Exons: 3
Coding region: 238-960 (240 amino acids)
Biological process (GO): post-translational protein targeting to membrane, translocation
Cellular component (GO): Sec62/Sec63 complex
Source: RefSeq, a predicted model, not a curated record